UUCACUCUCACGCCCUAGCCUUCCCUGGGGGUAACAGCAACGAGGCAAUUUCUGAGAAGAAAAGCCCUGAAAAAAAAAAUGGAAGAAGGCUCUGGGGAAACCAUACGGACAAAACCAAUGUUCAUGGAAGCCCUUUGAAUCCACGGGAAACUUCAGAGUAAACGCUUCGCCUAUUCGAUUUCUAGGGUUUCGGUUUUUCUCUCAUUUUUUUCUUCCUUGGAUCACUAUGCCCGCUGUGACUUGGGUGCGUGUGAUGUUUUUCUUCUCAUUCAGCGUUUAGUUGAUCACCCAAUUGGACGACGAAGACAAUCGAUCAAUACCUUCUUGCUACUUCUGCAAAAGUUUAGCUGUAAAUAAUCGUAUAAUCUCGCAGUUAAAAAAGAAAAGAAAAAGAAACCUGGGUAGAUAGUGUUGGCUUCCCUGUCCUGACAUGCGAUUAUCGUCCGCUUCCGGUUCGUCAUUGGACAAGAGGAGACUUGAUCGAUCGGGGUCGCGGCUUCGGAAGAAGCACAAGAGGCUAGACGCAAUAUGCGAAAAGGAGUAUAAUCGGAACCAUAGUGAAUUGAAUGAGGAUGGUGACGGGGCUGGUACUUCGGGCCCUGAUGCAGAGCUACGCCGCAGCUCAAGGGUUCGGCGAGCUCCGGCUGUGCUCGAUGCCUCUCCUCCUCCCCCUAAGAAACGGCGGACGUUAGGUAAGAAUGUAAUGCUGAGGAGUGUGAGCGAUGUGAAUAGCCCUGUACAUGUGAAUCAGAGUUCUGGUGAGGUAGAGUGUCCAGGAACAUGGAGUUCAAGGUUGAGAUCCAGGGUUAAAAAUGUAGGUUUCAGGGUGAAGAGGGAGAGGGAAUCAUCGAGUGGUAAAAGGAAGCUGUUCAAGGAUAUGGACGAAAGCAGGGACAAUGAAAAGCCGGAGGUUCCAGAGAUUAAUAAGAAAGAGGAAUUAGAAGGUGGGAUACCGAAGGUCGUUAAGUCAAAAAGACCAGGGAGGAUCAAAGCGACAAAACAUGCGGAAGAGCAUAAACAGAAUGAAUCCCAUGGGAACUUGGAUGAGAGGAAGAGUCAAGAAGUGGAACUUAGUUUGAACCAAGAUGAGGAAAGUGCUUCAAUUUCAGGAUCUAAAUUGUCUGAUGAGAAUGUAAUGGAAAUACUGGAUGGGAAUGCCUCUCCAAAUAUAGAGAUUAGCGAGAGAAACAUAUGCGAUAAUUUGCAGUUACAGGAGUUUAAUGGUGAUGUUGAAUUGUCUCGAGGGGAACACGUAGAUAAAUCUGAUGGUCAAUUGGAGAGCGUGAAGAUAGCUGAAAAUGGAAGAGAUGAUGUAGAAAUUGUUGGGAAUCUUGCAAAGAAAGUAGAAAAUGAAGGAUCUAUCAAUAAGAACUCUGCAGUUGACGAAAAGGCUUUGCAAGAUGAAAAUAUUGUAAAAAUAGACACGCCCAAACAAGCUUCAAAUGAUAUAACUGAUCAACCACGCAUUAAAGAAGGCAGAAGGUGUGGUUUGUGUGGUGGAGGGACUGAUGGUAAACCUCCAAAAAGGUUAGUUCAGGAUAAUGGUGAGAGUGAGAAUGAGGCAUAUAGUGGGUCUUCAGCAUCGGAGGAGCCUAAUUAUGAUCCUUGGGAUGGUUUUGGUGAUGAACCUGGCUGGCUUGGGCGUCUCUUAGGUCCUAUUAAUGAUCGCUAUGGUAUUGCUGGAAUAUGGGUUCAUCAGCACUGUGCUGUAUGGAGUCCAGAGGUAUAUUUUGCUGGCUUGGGAUGCCUAAAAAAUGUGAGGGCUGCUCUUUGCAGAGGAAGGGCAUUGAAGUGCACACGUUGUGGGAGACGAGGGGCUACCAUUGGUUGUCGGGUUGAUCGAUGUCCAAAGACGUAUCACUUGCCUUGUGCAAGAGCAAAUGGUUGUAUCUUUGAUCAUCGCAAAUUUCUUAUAGCCUGUACAGAUCAUAGACAUCUCUUCCAACCUCAGGGUAAUAAAUAUUUAGCCCGGAUAAAGAAAUUGAAAGCUAGAAAGAUGAAGCUGGAGAUUAGAAAGCUUUCAAAUGAUGCUUGGAGAAAGGAUAUUGAGGCAGAAGAAAAAUGGUUGGAGAACUGUGGUGAAGAUGAAGAAUUUUUGAAACGUGAGAACAAGAGGCUUCAUCGUGAUUUAUUGAGAAUAGCCCCUAUAUAUAUUGGCGGUCCUGACUCUGAUGGUGAAAAAUCAUUUCAGGGUUGGGAAUCUGUUGCUGGGCUUAAGGAUGUCAUCAGUUGCAUGAAAGAAGUUGUUAUUUUACCACUGCUCUAUCCUGAGUUCUUUGAUAAUUUAGGUCUUACUCCUCCAAGAGGUGUUCUUUUGCAUGGAUAUCCUGGAACAGGCAAAACUUUAGUAGUUAGAGCAUUGAUAGGUGCAUGUGCUCGCGGUGAUAAACGGAUUGCAUAUUUUGCUCGUAAAGGUGCAGAUUGCUUGGGGAAAUAUGUGGGUGAUGCUGAACGCCAACUGAGACUACUAUUCCAGGUUGCUGAAAAAUGUCAACCUUCUAUAAUAUUCUUUGAUGAGAUAGAUGGAUUGGCACCAAGCCGUACUAGGCAGCAAGAUCAGACACAUAGUUCUGUUGUGUCAACACUGCUUGCUCUUUUGGAUGGUUUGAAAUCUAGGGGUUCAGUUGUAGUCAUAGGUGCAACAAAUCGUCCUGAUGCUGUUGACCCAGCACUUAGGCGUCCUGGAAGAUUUGAUCGGGAAAUCUAUUUUCCAUUGCCAUCAAUUGAGGACAGAGCUUCCAUUCUCUCGCUUCACACACACAGGUGGCCAAAACCAAUCACUGGAUCCUUACUUGAUUGGAUUGCAAGAAAAACUCCUGGAUUUGCUGGUGCAGAUCUUCAGUCUCUCUGUACCCAAGCUGCCAUCAAUGCUUUGAAGAGAAACUUCCCUUUGCAAGAAGUGCUGUCUGCAGCUUCAGAGGAAGAUUAUGGUGGUAAGCGCCUUCCUCUUCCAUCCUUUGCAGUGGAGGAAAGGGACUGGUUGGAGGCUUUAUCAUGUGCACCACCGCCAUGCUCCCGGAGAGAAGCUGGGAAUGCUGCAAAUGACAUAGCAUGUGCCCCUCUUCCCACCCACCUUAUACCUUGUUUGUUGCAACCAUUAUGCACUCUGCUUGUGUCUCUGUAUCUUGAUGGGCGCCUAUGGUUGCCACCUCCUAUGUUUAAAGCUGUAACAAGGAUUAAAAGCACUAUGAUUUCUGCUCUGGACAAAAAGAAAAUGUCUGUUGAUCACUGGUGGUUGCAUGUUGAUGAUUUUCUUCAAGAUGCAGAUUUUGCUGCUGAUAUAGGGAGGAAACUCAUCUGUGCUGGCAUUUUAUCUGCAAAUGAUGGCCAAGCUUGUUCUUGCGAUCCUUUAGAUGAUACUGAUUGUGAGGUGAAACUUGAACCUUCUAUAAAGCAUCAUGUCAGCACAUGUAGUGGUUUAUUGUCAAAUAAGUCAUUUAUGUUGUUGAAGAAAUCAGGAUUUCGGAUAUUGAUUGCUGGAAAUCCCAAAUCUGGUCAGAGGCAUCUUGCUUCCUGCCUUAUUUACUGCUUUGUUGGUAAUGUUGAAAUUCAGAAGAUUGAUAUGGCAACCAUUUCACAAGAAGGACAUGGAGAUGUGGUACAAGGGAUUUCACAAAUAUUAAUGAAAUGUGCUAGUGUGCAAUCAUGUGUUGUCUUCAUGCCAAGAAUUGAUCUGUGGGCCGUGGAGACUCAUUUUCAGGGUGCUGGAAGUUCUGAUUACUGCUCUACACAUGAUCAAGUUUCUGAGAUGGAAGAGUCUUGUUUAACACCGAGUCAGGUUGUUGAAAAGAAAAACGAAUUUGAUUCAAAGAAAAGGAAAUCAAUAGAUAUGGUCAAAGGUCAAGUCAUCUUAAGGGCUUCACAUGCCUGGAUGUCAUUUAUUGAGCAGGUGGAGUCCAUUGGUGUAUCCACAUCCUUGAUUAUUCUGGCUACUUCAGAUGUUCCUUGCGCAGAACUGCCAUGUAAAGUAAGGGAGUUCUUUAGGAGUUGUCAAUCCAGCUGUAGCCAGUCUGCUUCAAUGGUGCAGACAGUGCCUCGUUUUUCUGUGCAGAUUGAGGGUAAUUUUAAUCAUGAUGUUAUGAUCAGUCUAUCCGCAGUGGAGCUAAUGAGAAAUGUAAUUGGGCAGCUGGUUCAAUUGGUCCACAAAAAAUCUCAUAUGCAUAUUGGAGCCCGAAAAGUGCACAUAACCUAUGAUUCAGUUCGAGGUUGUAAAGACAAGGCAUAUCUGGGAAAAGAUAACGGAUCAGUCAAUGGUGAUAAUGUUAAAGUCCAACUUCCUGAACCCUCGACUAAAGUUCCACUACCACCUAACAGCAGGCCACUGAAGCAAAAGUCAACCCUGCUGUUGGCAAUAUCAACCUUUGGUUAUCAAAUUAUUCGUUUCCCUCAUUUUGCAGAACUUUGUUGGGUCACAUCAAAAAUCAAAGAAGGUCCUUCUGCGGAUGUAAGUGGACCUUGGAAGGGUUGGCCUUUCAAUUCCUGCAUAAUUCGUCCUAGUACCCUAAAAGACAAGGUGGCUAAUUCUUGCAGCUCUAGCAAUAUGAAAAACAAAGAAAAAUCUGGUAUUGUCAGAGGCCUGAUGGCUGUUGGUUUAUCAGCAUACAGGGGUGCUUAUACAUCUGUCAGGGAAGUUUCUAGCGAGGUACGCAAGGUCCUUGAGAUAUUAGUUGGGAAAAUCAACACAAAAGUUCAAGCUGGUAAAGAUAGAUAUCAAUUUCUUCGUAUUCUAUCGCAAGUGGCUUAUUUGGAAGAUAUGGUUAAUAACUGGGCUUAUGCAUUGUUGAGUCUUGAGCAGGACUCCCCAGACCUGGCAGCAAAACUAACAUCGACUAGUGUUGGGUCAUUAAACGGACAUGAAAACCAGCAAAUGGAGGAUGAAGGUUGCCAGUUGGUUGGCCCCAUGGAAGGUCAUGAGCCAGAGAAGCUGGAGAGAAGUCCCAAUGCAAUUGCUGCCAAGACACCUGGAUCUCUUGCCUUGAGUGACAGAAAUGAUAAUGUGGAUAAUGUUGUUCACAGUAGCCAAGUUUCAGAAGGAUCUCCACAAAGUAGUUCCUUUCCAGAUGAUCAUAUUAACAACUCUGCUGCCUUGAGCCAGCCCGCUGAUCCAGUUACAAUUGUUGAGAACGGCACACUAGCUAAAGCAUUUGAAUCAGGAACAACAGGAAAUCAUGAAAUGAUAAAUGGAGAAAUUGGGCCCUCAAAAGGCUCAAAUGGAUCUUCACUUGCGACUGUUUCUGUUUCUGGAAAGGAAGAGUUCAAAUUGUCAAAAGGCUUAAAUGGAUCCACAUCUACCCAUUCUGUAGCCUUUUCUGAUAACGAACUUCUCAAUGCCCGCCAACCAGAGGGAGUUGAGAUUGAAGACUCCAGGAUAGCCUUUAUUUCUGUUCCCAGCUUGUCGUCAGCAGAGACUGGUAUUAAAUUAAGUGGUGUUGACUCCGGUGUAGAUGCCAAUGCUGUAGAAAUUAGUGACUCUCCAAGUAAACGCAUUGAUCCCGAUGAAUCUGGGAUCAUCUGUUUGUACCGAUGUUGCCCUGGAUGCCUCAACAGUCUUUAUCAUUUGACACGCAAAAUCCUUGUUCAUGAGCGUUGCUGGAAUGGAAGCAAUUGGGCUGUGGAAGAUGUCCAUGAUGUUCUUUCAUCAUUAUCUGUGGAUCUUAUUUCAGCGGUUAGAAAAAUUUAUUCUGCUAAAGAUUUCAACGAUAUAUAUGCAAAGUCUGAAGUGCCUCUUGACUGUUCAAACUCGAGAAUGUGUAACCCCAGGAAUCUAGACAGGGUUUUUAUGCCAGCUGAAUGCGUCUCUCACUCCACAGGCCAGCAUACAGCUGGAACCAAAGAUACGGCAUCUAAUGAAUUGAAGCUUGAUUUAAAUUUUGUUUUCAGAGAUGGUGUACUGGUUCAAAUGGACCCUGAUAAAGAAGUCUCUCUCCACUGUAAAUUUGAGACCUUGUGCCUUUGUUCUUUUAAAGAGUCGAUAGUAAUGACGAAGCACCCUUUUGGCUGAACUAUUGUUUCAUAUCUUGGAUUGCUUUAGCGAUUUUUUGGUGCUGGUGCGGAAGCUAUAUAUCAAUUUUUCUUUAUGAGAGUAGAAUUAUAAUUUUGGUUGACCACGAAAUACCUAUGCAGUUUCUUCCAGUUCUUACAUCAGCAAUGAUCAAAGAUCCUCUAAUCCCUCCUGACAAAUUAACCUAGAAUUUUGACCCUCUGUAGAAGCUAACCUCUCUUGUAAGUAUCAACUUACGUUGAAGAUUUUCGUGAUCAUGUAAUUACUAAACUGCUUUUUAUUGUAAACAUUCGCCGCCAGAAGUUAUUGUUUUUACUUGUUGAUUACAGGUUA
Messenger RNA from Prosopis cineraria, 6334 nucleotides. RefSeq lists its product as uncharacterized. The transcript is spliced from 6 exons. Gene Ontology annotation, cellular component: nucleus. Gene Ontology annotation, biological process: positive regulation of transcription by RNA polymerase II. Gene Ontology annotation, molecular function: histone binding; chromatin binding; ATP binding. The record is from RefSeq and is a predicted model, not a curated record. Bases 431 to 6001 code for a protein of 1856 amino acids. NCBI's taxonomy places the organism in Eukaryota, Viridiplantae, Streptophyta, Magnoliopsida, Fabales, Fabaceae.